AUGUUAGUAGUUACUGAGGACUUCGAACCAUUCGAUGUUCCAUUGAAGGAGUUGGAAUUGGAUACUCGGCAAAUUAUUAGUAGAGCUGAAGAGUGUAAACGGUACCAGUCUCAUUACAGAUAUUACUGCAAAAAGACAAACAUCGCACAGUACAAUGAGGAAGUCCGCAUUAUCUGCGAGCGUUAUUUACAUAUCUGUUCCGAUCUUUCACCAAGCACCAUUAACCAUAUUCAUCGACAACGUACAUAUUGGCAUGAGUCGGGCUUACCUAAAAAACAAGAGAAAGCACUGGUAAACUGCUAUACGUCAUGUCGAGAAACGGAUCCAGCGUGUGUUGUAGCAUGUGAAUGUAUCUAUCUACAGUGGAUCAUGAAUAUGGAAUGUGGUCCAGGUGCCCGAUCGGGUGCUUUAGCAAAUUGCCAGAGAUGGUAUAAAAAGUGUAGAGGUAUUUGGCAACCAGUUCCUAAUCAAAUACCUUUUCCACAAGGUGUCUAUUAUGCUCCACCAACAGUACGAGGAACAUUUUACGGAUAUGAUCCUUUAAGUACUUACAGCACAUUUGACAAACCAAGACAUCAUGGAUUAUCUUUUUACAGAGGCACUCAAACUACGCUUGUGAAUUGGCCAGAAGGUGAGAUAUCUGGUGGAACAACAUUUGAUGUUCCAAUUGUUGGAAUUGAUGGAAUUUACAACGCUUAUGAUGUUGGCUUUCCAAACAUGGCAUCAAUUUAUCGUCUUAUCAUGCCAUAUAAUCAUGGCCUGAAUCGUGGAACAGGUCGACGGCAUUUACAAAAUUAUUAA
Thelazia callipaeda (thelaziosis nematode) is the source of this 801-nucleotide messenger RNA. The record is from the annotation of a GenBank genome assembly. Lineage: Eukaryota; Metazoa; Nematoda; Chromadorea; Rhabditida; Thelaziidae.